Molecule: messenger RNA, 822 nt
Organism: Carica papaya (papaya)
Lineage: Eukaryota; Viridiplantae; Streptophyta; Magnoliopsida; Brassicales; Caricaceae
Source: RefSeq, a predicted model, not a curated record
CUACUUCUGGCUAAAAUGACUGAGUUACUGCUUCUUAGUGUAAUAGCAUGAUGCCUUGCUGUAGGGGAUAGACGCUUCUCGCCUUGGAAGGGAUCAGUUGUGGAUUCAGUAAUUGGAGUUUUUCUAACCCAAAAUGUCUCGGAUCAUCUUUCUAGUUCUGCAUUCAUGUCACUUGCUGCAAGGUUCCCAAUGAAGUUAGACAACACUAUUGAACGGUGCCAUGAAGGAGGAGCAAGCUCAGUAAGUCAUGAACCAAUAGUGUAUUUGGUGGACUCAGAAGAGACUGUAUCAGAUAAACCAGUUUGCAACCAGAGUUCGAUGACUGUACAUGACCCCGGUUGUAAUGAAAAAGAGACUCUCAACUAUGAUGAAACUUCUAGAAGCAGCGGUGAUGUUGUUUUGGAUUCUUCAGGUGGUGCUUUAGAGAGAUGCUAUUACUCAAAAGACAAAAAAUCAAUCAUUGAGAUAGAAGGAACGGGAACAGUGUUUUGUGAUGGAGAAAAGAGAACAAUAAAUGAUGAAUUUUCAUCUCCAGAUUCUGUCCUUUUGUCUCAGAACUCUCUCGAUUCUGCCACUGCUCAGACUGCAGAAAGAAUAGGCUCGUGCUCAGAGAGCAACUCAGAAGGAGAAGAUCUGACUAAUGGAAAUCAACUCAAAAGUUUGAAACAUCCUACCUCCUUCGUGGAGCUUUUACAGAUGGCUGGGUCUUCCAUGCCACAGAAAGGUUACAGACAUGGAAACAACAUAUAUGCUGAUUCAAACUCGACAGAUAAAUGCAUUCAGAGUCAAGCUGUUGAUUACGAAGAGUGGCACUAAGACCUG